Molecule: messenger RNA, 6813 nt
Organism: Entamoeba histolytica HM-1:IMSS
Lineage: Eukaryota; Evosea; Mastigamoebida; Endamoebidae
Product: splicing factor Prp8, putative
Exons: 1
Coding region: 1-6813 (2270 amino acids)
Biological process (GO): mRNA splicing, via spliceosome; spliceosomal tri-snRNP complex assembly
Cellular component (GO): catalytic step 2 spliceosome; U5 snRNP
Molecular function (GO): U5 snRNA binding; U1 snRNA binding; U2 snRNA binding
Source: RefSeq, a predicted model, not a curated record
AUGAGUGUUACCAUGCCACCUGAACAUAUCAGGAAAAUUGUAAAAGAGCAUGGGGAUAUGUCAAGUAGAAAAUUUAGUAAAGAUAAAAGAGUGUAUUUGGGUGCACUUAAAUUUUUACCUCAUGCUGUGUAUAAAUUAUUAGAGAAUAUACCAAUGCCAUGGGAAGAAAUUAAAAUGGUUGAUGUUAUGUAUCAUAUCACUGGAGCAAUUACCUUUGUAACUGAAAUACCUAAAGUUAUCGAACCAAUUUAUUUUGCACAAUGGGGAACUAUGUGGAUUGCGAUGAGAAAUGAAAAGGCAAACCGAAAGAAUUUUAGAAGAAUGAUAUUACCAUCAUUUGAUGAUGAAGAGCCACCAUUGGACUAUGGAGAUAACAUUCUUGAUGUAGACCCAAUACCAAGUAUUCGACUAGAAUUAGAUGGAAUAGAAGAUAAAUCAGUUAUGGAAUGGUUUUAUGAUUCAAAACCAUUAGUUCAUAGCCAUAAUGUAAAUGGGACAAGUUAUAAACGUUGGAAAUUAAAUAUUGAACAAUUAAGUACAUUACACAGAUUGUCAGAACGAUUACUUGGUGAUAUUACAGAUAUGAAUUAUUAUUAUUUAUUUAACAAAGAAUCUUUUUUUAAUGCAAAGGCAUUAAAUUGUACAUUAAUUGGAGGACCAAAAUUUGAACCAUUAUUUAGAGAUACUAAUGAUGAUGAAGACUGGAGUGAAUUCGAUGAUAUUAAUAAACUUAUUAUCAGAAGAAUUAUUCGUACCGAAUAUAAAGUGGCUUAUCCUAAUUUAUAUGCUAAUCGUCCAAGAGAAGUUCAUAUUAUUCCUUAUCAUUAUCCAAUGCAAAUGAUUGUUAAACCAGAUGACCCAACAUUACCCUCUUAUUAUUUUGAUUCAUUACUUAAUCCAAUCGAGUGGAAAAAUGAUUGGUAUGAAACUCAAGAAAUGGAAGAAGAUGAUGAUGAAACAAUUGAAUUUUAUGAUGAUGUUGUUGCAUUUGGUAAUACAAUUGAACUUGACAAUGAAAAAAUAAAAGAUGGUUUAAAUUUAAUUAAUGCACAAUAUCCAUUUAAUAAUAAAUAUGGAGUAACUAGAAGAGCACAAGAUGUUCCAUUGAUUAAAGGAUGGUAUUUAGAACAUAUUCAAAAGAAUUAUCCUGUUAAAGUAAGAGUAAGUUAUCAAAAAUUAUUAAAAUGUUAUGUUAUUAAUGAAUUACAAAAGAAACCACCAAAAUCUCUCUGUAAAAGAAAUUUCUUUGCAGCGUUGGAUGAGACACAUUUCUUUUAUCACACGAAAUUAGAUUGGGUUGAGGCAGGAUUACAAGUAAUUAGACAAGGAUAUAAUAUUCUUAAUCUUCUUAUUCAUAGAAAGAAUGUAGAUUUUCUUCAUUUAGAUUAUAAUUUUAAUAUUAAACCUGUAAGAACAUUAACAACAAAAGAAAGAAAAAAAUCACGAUUCGGUAAUUCAUUUCAUUUAAUAAGAGAAAUAUUAAAAAUGACUAAAAUUGUUGUUGAUGCUCAUUGCCAAUACAGACUUGGAAGAGUUGAUUCAUAUACUCUUGCUGAUGGAAUUCAAUAUAUAUUUAGUCAUAUUGGAACACUUACAGGAAUGUAUCGUUAUAAAUAUAAAGUUAUUCAACAAAUAAGAAUGUGUAAAGAUUUAAAACAUAUUAUUUAUUAUCGAUUUAAUACAAACUCUAUUGAAAAAGGACCUGGAAUAGGAUUUUGGGCACCAAUGUGGAGAGUAUGGAUCUUUUUAUUAAGAGGGUUAAUUCCAAUUUUAGAACGAUGGUUAGGAAAUCUUCUUGCUCGACAAUUUGAAGGUAGAAAAGCUAAAGCAAUAGCCAAAACUAUUACUAAACAAAGGGUUGAAAGUGGAUUUGAUAUUGAAUUAAGAGCUGCUGUAUUACAUGAAAUUAAUGAAAUUAUGCCUGAAGGAAUUAAAAGUAAUAAAGCUAAAACAAUUAUGCAACAUCUUAGUGAAGCAUGGAGAUGUUGGAAAGCAAAUAUUCCAUGGAAAGUUCCUGGAUUACCAGAACCAAUUGAAGCUAUGAUUCUACGAUAUGUAAAAAAGAAAGCCGAUUGGUGGACAGAUGUUGCACAUUAUACUAGAGAAAGGACUAAAAGAGGAUGUACUGCAGAUAAGACAGUUAGUAAAAAAAAUCUUGGAAGAUUAACAAGGUUAUGGUUAAAAGGAGAACAAGAAAGGCAAUUUAAUUAUUUAAAAGAUGGACCUUAUUUAACAAGUGAAGAAGGAGUAGCUAUAUUAACAACUACAGUUCAAUGGCUUGAAAAUCAACAAUUUCAACCAAUUCCAUUUCCACCAAGUAAUUAUAAAUAUGAUACUAAAUUACUUGUUUUAGCAUUAGAAAAUUUAAAAGAAUCAUUUAGUACUAAAACAAGAAUUAAUCAAAGUCAAAGAGAAGAAUUAGGAUUAAUUGAACAAGCAUUUGAUAAUCCACAUGAAUUUUUACUUAGAAUUAAAAGACAAUUAUUAACUCAAAGAACAUUUAAAGAAGUUAAAAUUGAAUUUGUUGAUAUGUACACCCAUUUAAUUCCAAAUUAUGAUUUUGAUCCAAUGGAAAAAAUUGCAGAUGCAUAUCUUGAUCAAUAUUUAUGGUAUGAAGGAGAUAAAAGACAUUUAUUCCCUAAUUGGAUAAAACCAUCAGAUACUGAACCAGCACCAUUAUUAGUAUAUAAGUUUUGUAAUGGAAUGAAUAAUUUAACAAAUAUAUGGAAUGUUGAAAAUGGAGAAUGUAAUGUUAUUGUAGAAUCAAAUUAUGAUAAAAUGUUUAAGAAAGUUGAUUUAACAUUAUUAAAUAGAUUAUUAAGAUUAAUUAUGGAUCCUUUAUUAGCAGAUUAUAUUACUGCAAAAAAUAACAUAACUUUGGCUUACAAAGAUAUGAUGCAUGUAAAUUCUUAUGGGUUAAUAGAAGGAUUAGCAUUUAGUAGUUUUGUUAUUCAAUAUUAUGGAUUAAUCUUAGAUAUUUUAUUACUUGGACCAAGAAGAGCAUUCGAAAUUGCAGGUACUGCAAAUCAGCCAAAUGAUUAUUUAACAUUUAAAACAAAAGAAAUUGAAGAACAUCAUCCAAUUAGAAUGUACACAAGAUAUAUUGAUAAAUUUUAUAUGGUAUUAAGAUUUACUGAAGAAGAAAGUAAAGAAUUAAUAGAAAAAUUAUUAAUAGAACAUCCAGAUCCAAAUAAUGAAAAUUCAAUAAAUUAUAAUAAUAAAAAGUGUUGGCCAAAAGAUUGUAGAAUGAGAUUAAUGAGACAUGAUGUAAAUUUAGGACGUGCCGUAUUUUGGGAGUUAAAGAAUAGAUUGCCACGUUCAUUAACUACUCUUAAUUGGGAAGAUUCAUGUGUUACAGUUUAUUCAAAAGAUAAUCCAAAUGUUUUAUUUACUAUGUGUGGAUUUGAAAUUCGUAUUCUUCCAAAAUGUAGAAGUCAAGAAGAAGAGUUUAGCAUUAAAGAAGAUGCAUGGGCACUUACUAAUAAUGAAACAAUGGAAAAAACAGCAAAUGCAUAUUUAAAAGUAAGUAAAGAAGAAAUUAUGAAAUUUGAUAAUAGAAUUAGACAAAUUUUAAUGUCAUCAAGUGCUACUACAUUUACAAGAGUAGUAAAUAAAUGGAAUACUGCGUUGAUUGGAUUAAUGAUGUAUUUUAGAGAAGCUACUAUUCAUACACAAGAAUUACUUGAUGUUUUAGUUAAAUGUGAAAAUAAAAUACAAACAAGAAUUAAAAUAGGAUUAAAUUCAAAAAUGCCUAAUAGAUUUCCACCAGUUGUAUUUUAUACUCCAAAAGAACUUGGUGGACUUGGAAUGCUUUCUAUGGGACAUGUUUUAAUUCCACAAUCAGACUUUAAAUGGAGUAGACAAACUGAUGUUGGUAUUCAAGCAUUUAGAGCUGGAAUGAGUCAUGAUGAAGACCAAUUAAUUCCUAAUUUAUUUAGAUAUAUUCUUCCAUGGGAAACAGAAUUUAAAGAUUCUCAAAGAGUAUGGAUGGAAUAUGCACAAAAAAGAAAAGAAGCUAUUGAAGAAAAUAGAAGACUAACAUUAGAAGAUUUAGAGGAUUCUUGGGAUAAAGGAAUUCCCAGAAUUAAUACAUUGUUUCAACAAGAUAAACAUACAUUAGCAUAUGAUAAAGGAUGGCGUAUUAGAACAGAGUUUAAACGAUACCAAAUUCAAAAAUUAAAUCCAUUUUGGUGGACACAUCAAAGACAUGAUGGAAAAUUGUGGAAUCUUAAUAAUUAUAGAAGUGAUAUGAUUCAGGCUUUAGGAGGAGUAGAAGGAAUUUUAGAACACACACUAUUUAGAGCUACAUUCUUUCCUACAUGGGAAGGAUUAUUUUGGGAGAAAUCAAGUGGGUUUGAAGAAUCAAUGAAAUAUAAAAAAUUAACUAAUGCACAAAGAAGUGGAUUAAAUCAAAUUCCAAAUAGAAGAUUUACAUUAUGGUGGUCACCAACAAUAAAUAGAGGAAGUGUAUAUGUUGGAUUUGAAACGCAGUUAGAUUUAACAGGAAUAUUUAUGCAAGGAAAAAUCCCAACAUUAAAAAUUAGUUUAAUUCAAAUAUUUAGAGCACAUUUAUGGCAAAAAAUACAUGAAAGUAUUGUUAUGGAUUUAUGUCAAGUAUUUGAUCAAGAAAGUAAUGAAUUAGAUGUUGAUAGAGUUCAAAAAGAAACAAUUCAUCCAAGAAAGUCAUAUAAAAUGAAUUCUUCUUGUGCAGAUAUUACAUUAUUUGGAAUGAAUGAAUGGGAAACUGGAAAACCUUCAAUGCUAACUGAUAAUAAAAAUAUCUUAAAUGGAAUUCAUACAAAUAAAUAUUGGAUUGAUGUACAAUUACGUUGGGGUGAUUUUGAUCAACAUAAUAUUGAAAGUUAUGCAAGACAAAAAUAUGAAAGUUAUAUAAAUGAUAAUAAUUGUUUAUAUCCUUCUCAAACUGGUGUUAUUAUUGCUUUUGAUUUAGCUUAUAAUACAUAUUCUGCAUAUGGAAAUUGGAUUCCUGGAAUGAAAGAUUUAUUACAAAAAGCAUUAGCUAAAAUACUUAAAUGUAAUAUUGCAUUAUUUGUAUUAAGAGAACGUAUUAGAAAGGCACUUCAAUUAUAUUCUAGUGAACCAACUAAUCCAUCAUUAUCUAUAACAAAUUAUGGUGAAUUAUUUACAAAUCAAAUUAUUUGGUUUGUUGAUCAUAGUAAUAUCUAUCGAGUUACAACUCAUAAAACAUUUGAAGGAAAUCACAUUACUAAACCAUUAAAUGGAUGUAUCUUUAUAUUUAAUCCAAGAACUGGAGGUGUUCAUUUAAAAAUUAUUCAUUCAUCAGAAUGGGAAGGACAAAAACGUAUUGGUCAAUUAAAACAUUGGAAAUCUGCAGAGGAGGUUGUUAAAUUAGUACGAGCAUUACCAAUUGAAGAACAACCUAAACAAAUUAUUGUAUCAUUAAGAGGAAUGUUAGACCCAUUAGAAACUCAUAUGAUUGAUUUUCCAAAUAUUUUAUUAAAAGGAAGUGAAAUAGCAUUACCAUUUGGUGAAAUUAUGCAAAUGGAAAAAGUUAAAGAUGCUGUUAACAAAGCUACUGAAUCAAUGUUAUUAAUGUUUAAUAUGUAUGAUGAUUGGUUAGAAACUGUUAGUUCAUAUACUGCAUUUCAUAGAGCUGUAUUAUUAUUAAGAGGACUUGGAAUAAAUCCUGUUAAAGCUAAAAAAAUUCUUCUUCCAAAUCCAACUAUUUCAAUUAAACCACAACACCAAUGGCCAACAUAUAGUGAUGAUGAAUGGAAAGAAAUUGAAAUUAAAAUAAAAGAUUUAAUUAUUGGAGAAUAUGCCAAAAAGAAUAAUAUCAGUGCAAGUAGUUUAACUCAAAAUGAAGUUAGAGAUAUUAUUCUUGGAAUGCAUAUUCAAACACCUUCUGCUGAAAGACAACAAGUUUUAGAAAUUGAAGGAGAAAAGAAUAUUCAACAAGGAAUUACUGUAACAACAAAAACACAAAAUAAAUUACAAGAAACUAUGACUGUAACAACAAGUACUCCUUAUGAACAAAAAGUAUUUGCUGCAACUCAAAAUUGGAGACAAAGAGCUAUUGAAGCAAGUAAAUUACUUGAUAAAAUGAAUAAUUUAUUUGUUGAAAAUGAAGGAGAAGGAAAUCCUAUUGUUAUUCCUAAAAAUAUUAUUAAAGGAAUUAUUCAAAUUGCAGACACCAAAAUUGAAAUUGGUGGAAUUUUAUUUGGUCAAGAAAGUACAAAAAAUAAAGGAAUUAUGGAAGUUCAAUGUUGUGUUUUAGUUCCUCAAUAUGCCACAAAUAAAUAUAUUGUAUUUGCUCAACAUUGCCCACAACAUGAGGAACUUCAUAAUAUGAAAGCAAUUGGAUGGAUUCAUACUUGUUCUGGUGAACCUAAGUUAACAGUAUAUGAUGCUGUAAUGAAUUCAUUAAUACAAGAACAUUAUAAUAUUGAUGGACAAUGUAUUUGUAUUGGUAUUGGAGAAGGUGCAAUUGGAAUUGAAGGAUAUUCAUUUAAUGAAAUUGGAAGAGAGUUUGGUAAACAAAAUAGUGAUAGUCUAAUUACAUUACAAAAUAAUUGUACUGAAGAAUUAGGAGUAAAACAACCACUUAUUGUUUCAGAAAAAAUUAAUGGAUUCUUUUUAAUUCCAGAAAAAGGAAGUUGGAAUUAUUCAUUAUCUACUUCUAAAUUUACUGUUAAUAUUGAAUAUACUCUUAAAGCUGGUAUUCCAUUAGAAUUUUAUAAUGAAGCUCAUAGAAUUACACACUUCCUUUGUUGGGUACAAAGUGAUGAAGAAAACAAUGAUGUUGAUAUGACUGAAUAUUCAUUAUUUUAA